Molecule: messenger RNA, 948 nt
Organism: Trifolium pratense (red clover)
Lineage: Eukaryota; Viridiplantae; Streptophyta; Magnoliopsida; Fabales; Fabaceae
Product: repetitive proline-rich cell wall protein 1-like
Exons: 2
Coding region: 182-748 (188 amino acids)
Source: RefSeq, a predicted model, not a curated record
GUAAUCAAUCACUAAAAGUAAUAUUAAUAUAAGUCACUUAUGUACUAUUAAUCUCAUACUAGCUACUAGUAUAAAUAAUGCAAGUUUGUGACAAUGUAACUCAAACUAAGUCUUCAUUGCCCAUUUCAGCUUUCACUUCUAAACCACUCUUUGUUUUGUGGCCUUUUUGUUUUUCUCAAUCAUGAGAAAGACUUCGACUAUGCAAAGGCCACUUUUGGCUUUUUUACUUCUUGUCACCUUUUGUUAUGCUACUUCUGUUGUAGCAAGAAAUGAUCCUUCAGGGAAUGAAGUGAAAACAGAAGUGAAGCUUGUAAAUGAAGAGGUGACAAAGCCAAGCCAAGAAGGACACAAUGAAGAUGAAAAAUUCAAAGCAUUUUUCCAUCUAAAACAUAAAUUAAAAGGAUAUUUUCACCAAAAACCAAUAUUCAAGAAACCAAUUCCAUAUUAUAAGCCUAUUCACAAAGACAUUCCAAUUUAUAAGCCUAUACCAAAAUAUAUUCCAACCUAUAAGCCUAUCCACAAACCAAUCCCAUCAGUUGAGCAAGAAUCAUUUUUUAAGCAUAAGCAUUAUUUCUUCAAAAAGCCAAUUAUUCCUAUUGUUAAACCAAUUUACAAGCCAGUUCCAAAAGUUAUCCCAAUUUACAAGCCCAUUCCAGUUUACAAGCCUAUUCCAAAGGUGAUUCCAAUUUACAAGCCUAUUCCUAAGGUGGUUCCAAUUUACAAGCCAAUUCCAAAGGUGAUUCCAUAAUCUAUUGGAGAGGAAAAAUAAACAUAUCUCUAGUGUGCCAUAAAUGUUGUGUUUCAUAUAAAAUAGCUAUAACUUAACACAAUUUCAAUUGUGUUUGCAUAACUGUCUUAUUUUAUCUUGUGUCAUUGUUAUUUCAUUUGAGGAACUUAUCUUGUGUAUUAGUUAAUGUUUUCACCUUAAUAAAGUUUUCAGUUUGCCAA